Molecule: messenger RNA, 2934 nt
Organism: Lactuca saligna
Lineage: Eukaryota; Viridiplantae; Streptophyta; Magnoliopsida; Asterales; Asteraceae
Source: the annotation of a GenBank genome assembly
AUGGUGUUCGUAAUGUGGGCGAUUAGGCCAAAAGGCGAGACGUAUGACAUCACAAAUGAAUAUGAGCGUGUACCAACAAUGUUCAGCAUAAAGCUACACCAUGACAUUGAUGAGUUCUCAGUUCAUGAACUAGACGCAAUGAUGCUAGAGCUAGGUUACUCUGUACCCCCUGUAAUAUAUUACCAUUUUAGGAUUCCUCAUGAAGACUUGGAUUUUGGCCUCAGAGCUUUAGGGAAUGAUAAUGAUGUCUUGAAUUUGGCUCAGUAUAUUGGAGAUAACAAGGUCAUUGAAGUGUAUACAGAACAUGGAAAAACUAAUUUGCUGACCUGUUUUAUGUCUCCAAAAGGAAAGCAAAAAGUUAUUAUUAAGGAGCUCUGUGAUGGUGAUCUUCCAAAAGAAGCAAAUGUACCUCAAGUACCAGCAAAGGAUAAAACCCCAAUGAUAGAUGAAGCUAAUGAUCAAACACAGUUGGCAGGGUAUAUGUCCUUGAUACUCUUUGACAAAGUCCCUACACAAGUUUCACCACAGUAUAGAAGAAAUGGAAGGGUGAACUCAAUAGUUGGUCAAAGUUCUUGUGCCAAAAAGCUUUGUUUAGUUGAAUUGGAUGAUGUAGUAGAAGAUCAAGGUGGUGAUCAUGCUAAAUUGGAUGAUGUUGUACAAGAUCAAGGUGGUGAGAAUCCUAAAUUAGAUGAUGUGGUACAAGAUCAAGCUGGUGAGCAUGCUAACAUGAAUGAUGUGGUUCAAGAUCAAGAGGUUGAGCAUGCCAACAUGGAUGAUGUGGUACAAGAUCAAGGUGGUGACCAUGAUAACUUUGAUUAUGAUGAAUUUCAUUAUGAGAACUUUUCUCAUGAUCACUUUGAUCCUUUUUAUGGAGAACAUUAUCAACCACCAAAAGAUGAGAAUGUUGAAGACCAUCAGUCUGAACAUGAAAAGUCUACUGACAGUGAUGAUCUUAGGCAACAAUCAGAAGAACAAUAUGAUGAACUUGUUGAUGAUGAAAACAAUGUAUCAGAAGUGGAGGUGGAUAUGACUGACUUUAACCUCAAUCUUGAUAAGGAUUAUGGUUGUGUUCAAAUGGAUGGGUUUCAUAACGGGGUUGGGACAAAUGAUGAACAUGAGGACAUAGAAGUCAUUGACAAUGAUAGAUGGGAUUCUUUAGAUGAAGGGUUAGAAGAUGAAAGGAAAAGAAGAUGUGUUCUUAAAAAUCUGGCUAAGGAGAAAAGAUGCAGUCUUGGCAAUGUCUAUAAGGCUAGUUUUUAUGUUGGGCAAAAGUUUAAAUCAAAGAAAGAAUUGAAAGAAAAAAUUGACAUGCACGCACUAGAAACUAGGAGGAAUUUAUAUUAUAAAAAGAAUGACAAGCUUAGACUUCGGGCAUUGUGUAGAGGUGUAGUCCCUGUCAUCAAUGCAAGUGGGGUGGUUGGCCUUAAUCCCAAAAAUAAAACCAAGGGCAAAGAGGUAAAUUCAGAAAAAGUAAACUGUAGUUGGUUCCUUCAUGCUUCUAGGUCAAACACAGAAUCUCCCUGGUUUGUAAGGACAUUAAAUGACAACCAUACUUUCCUUCAAAGUAGGAAGAUUAGAUCUUGCACUGCUACUUUUAUAUCCAAGCGAAUCAUGGACCAAAUCGACAUGAAUCCAGGGAUUCCUCUUCGAGCAUUGCAGGAACAACUUCAAAAGGACUUCGAGGUAGGUAUUUCUAUUGACAAAGUAUUCAGGGCCAAGGCUAUUGCUACUAAGAUCGUGGAAGGUGACUAUACGAAACAAUAUGAGAUCUUGAGGGACUAUGUCCUUGAAUUGCAAGCAACCAAUGUUGACACAACUGUCAAGAUUGAUGUUUACAGUGAACAAAACCCAUCAAACCCAACGAGGAGGUUUAAAAGAAUCUACAUUUGCUUAGGUCCCCUGAAAAAAGGUUUUAAGGCUGGCCUCAGGGAUCUUUUGGGUUUUAAUGGUGCGCAUAUGAAAGGACCAUUUCCUGGGCAGGUUCUAACAGCAGUUGGGUUGGACUCUAACAUUGGUAUUUACCCCCUUGCUUAUGCCAUUGUUGAGACAGAGAACAAAAGUAGUUGGGUACGGUUCUUGCAGUGUUUAGGAGAAGACUUGGAUCUUGGUUCAAACUCUAACUUUACUUUUAUCAUAGAUCGACAAAAGGGUUUAAUACCAGCAAUAGCCCAACUAUUCCCAUGUGUUGAGCACAGGUAUUGUCUCAGGCACAUACAUCAGAACAUGAGAGUGAAAUGGAAAUUGAAAGAGUACAAGGAUCAUUUAUGGAGAUGUGCAACUGCAACCACUGCAAGAAGCCAUAUUACAGGCAGAGCAAUCUCUGAUAUACUGUUAAACAACCUUUGUGAGGUAUUUAACAGCAAGAUAAUAGAGGGAAGAGAUAAGCCUAUCAUAGGUUGUUUGGAGUAUAUUAGACAAUACCUGAUGAAUAGAAUCUGUAAUGUUAUGAAGGUGAUGGACAAGGCAAAAGGGCCUUUAACACCCACUGCAACAACCAUAUUGGAUGUAAACAAGUCUCAUGCAUCACAUUACAUUACUAGGUGGAAUGGGGGUGAGAAAUACCAAGUCACUAGGGUAUGGCAAGACCAACAUGUUGUAGAUGUUAGGAACAACACAUGUACUUGCAGGAAGUGGGAGCUAAUAGGCAUCCCAUGUAAACAUGCCAUUGCAACCCUUUAUGAAAUGACCAAGAAAUCAGAGGAUGUUGGUGAUAUUUACAGGUGGGUCAAUAAGGUAUACUGGUUGGAUACAUGGAAGAAUGCAUAUUCCUAUAAGGUAGAGCCCAUAAAAGGAAGAAUAAUGUGGCCUAAAAGUUUGUGUCCCACAACACUUAUCCCUUCAAUACAUCAUAAGCAACCAGGUAGGCCUACAAAGAAGAGGAAGAAAAGUGAGGAUGAAAAAUUGAGUCAGAGUCAAAGAGGGAGUCAAAGUUAG